CGUUUUGCCGUUUUAAAAUUUGAACGAGUUGGCAGCCCUGUCGACAAAAUCAGCUGUGCGGUCUAACACGUGCAUGUGUGUGCCUGGCUGUACAGAGCUUGUGUGGAAAAGUUCACAAGCGUAGAACGUAAAAAAGUAAAACAACACAGAAUGCGUCAGAAUACACCGCCGCACCGGCCCGACUUCGAUUACGCAGAUGACGAAAUCCUGGAGGAAAUUGAACUGGAUGGCGAUCCGCCGCUUGAUGAUGACAUCGACGAGCUAGAAAUGGAGGAGGUGACGUUGGCGCAGCUGGAAGCACGCUUGGGCAUGAACAACGAUUCCGACGAUGCCAUGGACAAUGAAGAAGAUGAGGAGGAGGAGGCGAGGGAUCGUGAACGCAUUGCUGCCAUCAAAGAUGAAGCCGUGUUCACGUUCCGCAAGCACACAGCACCUGUCUUUGGCUGCAAUCUGCAUCCGAAGUUCAAUUGGGCUGUCACUGGCAGCGAAGAUGACCGCGCCUAUGUGUGGGACACCAACAACGGCGAGGUGCUGUUCGAGAUAACUGACCAUAAGGACACCGUUACUGAAGCGCAUUUCAGUCAUGAUGGCAGUUACCUGGCCACAGGCGACAUAUCCGGUGAGCUGCUGGUGUUCAAAGUAAACGAACAGAACGACGACCGACCCAUUCUAAACAAGGUCUGGGAGUACUCCAUGUUCGACAUGGCCUGGAUGUUCUGGCAUCGUGCUGCUAAUGUACUGCUGGCCGGUGGCGACAGUGGUGAGGUCUACAUAUGGCGUAUUCCUAGCGGGGAGUGCAAAAUACUACCUGGACACUCCGCGCGCUGCGAAGCUGGCGAGCUAAGCGGCGACGGCAAGAAACUGCUUACAGCCUACACGAAUGGCGUAGUAAAGCUGUGGGAUCUAAAGACCUGUUCGGUGCUAAUGGAGGUGAACGAGCAACACCCUCUUGCUUUUGGGGAAAUCAGUCAUGCUGUCGUGGCCUGUGAACCGGAUUCGCCGUUUUAUUUGUGCGCCGAAGGUGGUGGCAAACUACUCUUCUGCACUAACAAUGGACCGGUGAAUGUUGUCCAGUCAGAGCACGGGAUUGAAUGCAUUGCCUUCGCUCCUUCUUCGGCAGAUCUAAAGCUAGUGGCCUGCGGCUCGCUGGACGGCCAGAUCUCUAUUUGGGACUAUUCCAAGUAUGCGCUACGCACGAUUUGUGAAAGCCCGGUGCCGAAUGACGGAAUACUUCGGCUUAAAUGGUUGAACGAUCAUACUUUGCUGACAGCCACCGCGCAGGGAAAUCUGCAUGCAUUCGAUGCACGCACAGGCGAUCUUAAAUUUACACUCACUGGACAUUUCUACCAUAUAUAUGAAUUUGCAUAUAAAUGUCAGGAAAAUUUAUUGUUGACCGUUUCGGAGGAUACCACAGCGAAAAUAUUUAAAAUACCCCCUCUGGGCGAAUAGAUAUUAAUAUUAAGGGUACAAAUACGAUGCUUAUUAAAUUUACAAAAACUUUACAAA
Messenger RNA from Drosophila montana, 1506 nucleotides. RefSeq names its product angio-associated migratory cell protein. The transcript has 3 exons. Gene Ontology annotation, molecular function: protein binding. NCBI's taxonomy places the organism in Eukaryota, Metazoa, Arthropoda, Insecta, Diptera, Drosophilidae. Bases 151 to 1449 code for a protein of 432 amino acids. The record is from RefSeq and is a predicted model, not a curated record.